Molecule: messenger RNA, 606 nt
Organism: Scheffersomyces stipitis CBS 6054
Lineage: Eukaryota; Fungi; Ascomycota; Pichiomycetes; Serinales; Debaryomycetaceae
Gene: TPM2
Product: tropomyosin
Exons: 2
Coding region: 53-538 (161 amino acids)
Source: RefSeq, a predicted model, not a curated record
CGCUUUUUUUCCAAUUGGAUAUACCCAGCGCAUUCACACGUAAUCAAUCACCAUGGACAAGCUUAAGGAAAAAAUCAACAACUUGAAGGCGGACGCUGAAAAGUGGCAAGAGAAGUCGGACGAAUUGGCCGACCGUAUCAAGGAAUUGGAACAGGAAAACCUCGAGAAGGACCACCAGAUCCAGUCGUUGACCAGAAAGAACCAAGUCUUGGAAGAGCAGGUUGAAAAGUUGGAAACCGACUUGGAAGAAAUCAAGCAUACUGCUGAUGAAUCGCACUCGUUGAAGACGUCCAAUGACAACUACACCAAGAAGAACCAGGUAUUGGAAGAAGAGUUGGAAGAGGCCGACAAGAACUUGAAGGAAACCACUGAGAAGUUGAGAGAGACCGACAUCAAGGCCGAACAAUUGGAAAGAAAGGUCGCCUCGUUGGAACAAGAAAAGGAAGAGUGGGAAAGAAAGUACGAGGAAUUGACCGAACAACACUUGGCUGCCAAGUCAGAGUUGGACGAGAUCUCGCAACAGUUGGAAGCUAUCUAGGCUGUGCUGCUACGUAUAUAAUGUUGCCGAUACCAGUGUAUAGUUAAUACAGAAUUUUAAAGCAUACA